Molecule: messenger RNA, 3550 nt
Organism: Brassica napus (rape)
Lineage: Eukaryota; Viridiplantae; Streptophyta; Magnoliopsida; Brassicales; Brassicaceae
Product: protein ALP1-like
Exons: 1
Coding region: 1893-3257 (454 amino acids)
Source: RefSeq, a predicted model, not a curated record
AUAUUACUUGUAUUACUUGAAUUUGUGAAGGAAAGCAUCGCCUGGUUUUAUGUGGAAUAGCCUGAUCAACUGCAUGUAGACAUCAACACAACUUUCUCUUACAAGUUUUGACUUCUCCAAUGAGACAUAUUUCCAAUAAACCUUAGCUUAGUCUUUUUAGAGUAGAGUUGUAUGUCAAUUGGUCUACUUCACGUUUAUUUAUCCAUGUUUAGAUAACUAUUUUUUGUUUGUGAAUUUUUUUUGGCUGCAUCCGUUAGAAACUAUGUCCAUUAAAAACUUGUUAUCAUGUCCAUUCAUCCAUGACUAGAUGACCAUUUCUUAUUUGUGAACAAACAUUGACCGCAUUCGUUGAGAACGGUCCAUGAAAAACCAUGUUAACACGGACUGUCUAUAGGGUACAUUACAAACUAUAUAAAAAUGCCUACUACUAUAAGAUUUGCUCACUUUCACAAACUUGAUACUGUUUCUGUUUUUCUCAAAAGCUCCAUCCAUCAUGUACAGUCUAUCUUAAACAAUCAAAUUCAAAAUAUGAGUUACACGUCUUACAUGAAAAAUUCAUUAUUGCAUACUAAUGAGCUGCUUCUUAAUAAUAAAUCACUACAUAUUAGAUGAUGCAUUAUCCAUAGUAAUUAUGAAGAUUUUUUUUUAGAUUACCUCGUCGCUUUAACUACAAUUAAGAUUACCUUAACGCCUUUGGUGAUUUUUUUUUUGUGAUUUUGAUGAGAAAUUUUGAUUUGUUAAAAAAAUCAUUUUGACCAAAACCUUAUUUUUGUAGUUUUAAUGAGAAAACAAAAUUUGUGAUUUUGACGGGUUUUGUGAUUUUAGCAAAGAAAAUAUAAUUUUAUGAUUUUUGCUAAAAAAUUAAUUUUAUGGUUUUAGCUGAAAAUUUUGUUUUGUGGUUUUAACGGAAAAACUUGAUUUAUCGAUUUAAACAGACAAUUUCGGUUUACAGAAAAACUUAGUUUUACGAUUUGUAAUGGAAAAAUAGAUUUUGAAAUUUCUCCGUUAAUUGUUAUGAAUACAUAUUUAAAUACUAGAAGAUCCCUGAUGACUAUUGCCUUCAUUUGGCAAACUCAAGAGUAAAAUACGAAAAUAAAAAUUACGAGAAACAAAGUCUCCAGCGGCCACUAUAUCAGUUGAUAGUUAUCUUAUACAUAUUUAAAUAUUAGGAGAUCCCCUGAUUAUUUUUUUAUUUUUUCUUUUUGAAACUAACCCUGAUGACUAUUGCCUUCAUCUGGCAAACUCAAAAAAGUAAAAUAAGAAAGGUAAAAUUAUUAGAAACAAAAGUCUCCAUCACCCACCUAACGUUCCACACCGCCAAUUAUAAAAGAAACCUAUGUCGCUCAAAAAAAAAACCUAUGUCCGAUACUUCCUCGACGUGUUCACAUUCCUUUUCUUAUAGGUACAGUCAUUUCAGAUCUUAUAUUUAAACAUUAUUCGGUUCGUCUACAAGAUAUGUGUAUGAACACCCCCAUUCCACAAGUGCAUAUAACUUCUUUUUUUCCUCAAACCAAACGGUAACAUCUGUUGAGAGGGAAUCAUACGUGUAUCGUUCUAGGUCUUAUUCCUCUCUUCUCAACAUCGAUUAUCAAAUGAGAUAUUUACAAACACAAGAUCAUACAGUACUCAGAUAGUUUGCUUCAAUAUUUGAAUCACUAAUUAUUUCUGAGAAAAUUAAAUCACUAAACAACUAAAUAAUGUAACAAGAAUAAAAAUGAGUAAUAAACAAUUAAGAAAUAAAAUAAUAAUAAUGGAAAAAGAAAGAAAACUUGCGUGUUCACACCUGUCGAGAGAUUUCUAUUUAUGAACCAGAAGUAAAAGAAAACUUCUCCUCCAACCGAAAGUAAAACACCUUUUGUCCGAAGCAAAACUCACAAUAAACACGACUUUCGAUGAAAGCCGCCGUUUUCCAGAAAGCAAUCGACGAGGAGGAAGAAGAAGAAAUAGAAGAAGUCUGUAAUGCCUUCGACGGCGAGGUAGAUAUCCACACUCAAACGACGUCGUCUCACGACACCAAGAACAACCUCAAGGGCUUCUUCACUUCCUUUCUCUCGAUGGAGGAGGAGCACGACCAGAAAAGAGCAAGAACCAUCUCCGAGGAGGAAAACGGAGAUACUACUACCAAUCGUAAGAAGCCACGUGCCUCACGUGCCGUCAUUAGUGACGUAACCGGAUCCGAACCGGUUCAGCAGAGGCGGUUAUGGGUCAAAGACCGGAGCCGAGCGUGGUGGGAAGAAGAGUGCAGCCGUUUCGACUACCCGGAGGCCGACUUCAAAAACGCGUUUCGGAUGUCCAAAUCCACGUUUAACUUAAUCUGCGACGAGCUGAACGCGGCGGUCGCGAAAGAAGACACCGCUUUGCGAAACGCGAUUCCCGUGCGUCAGCGCGUCGCGGUCUGCGUCUGGAGGUUAGCGACGGGAGAGCCGCUGCGUCUCGUCUCCAAGAAGUUCGGUUUAGGGAUCUCCACCUGCCACAAGCUCGUCCUCGAGGUGUGCAAAGCGAUCAAAGACGUUCUGAUGCCGAAGUACCUCCAGUGGCCUGACGAGGAGUCGUUGAGAAGCGUUGGAGAAACGUUCGAAGCGGUUUCGGGUAUUCCGAAUAUUGUCGGCUCGAUGUACACGACUCAUGUCCCGAUCAUAGCUCCUAAGAUCAGCGUGGCUGCUUAUUUUAAUAAACGGCAUACCGAGAGGAACCAGAAGACUUCUUACUCGAUCACGAUCCAAGCCGUUGUGAACCCGAGAGGUGUUUUUACUGAUUUGUGCAUCGGAUGGCCCGGGUCGAUGUCUGAUGACCAGGUGCUGGAGAAGUCGCUGUUGUAUCAGAGAGCUAACAGCGGAGGCCUUUUAAAAGGCUCGUGGGUCGCUGGUGGGCCGGGACAUCCGUUGUUGGACUGGGUUUUGGUUCCGUACGCGCAGCAGAGCUUGACGUGGACGCAGCACGCGUUUAACGAGAAGAUGGGCGAGGUGCAGAGAGUGGGUAAAGAAGCGUUUGGGAGGUUGAAAGGGCGGUGGGCGUGUCUGCAGAAGAGGACUGAAGUGAAGCUUCAGGAUUUGCCUACGGUGUUGGGGGCGUGCUGUGUGCUUCAUAAUAUAUGUGAGAUUAGAGAGGAGAAGAUGGAGGCGGAGCUGAUGGUUGAUGUGGUUGAUGAUGAGGUUUUGCCUGAGAAUGGAUUGAGGUCGGUUAGUGCGAUGAAGGCAAGAGAUGAUAUCUCGCAUGAUUUAUUGCAUCACGGACUCGCGGGUACUUCUUUCUUGUGAAAAUGUUAUCAGCUAAACUCAAUUUGAUUCUUUGGUUUUAUGGAUAUUGUAUUGUACCUUUAGAUCACAGAUGUUAGAUGAGGCAGUAGAAGAAACUUAACUUUAUAAUAUACAUGGUACUGUAAGCAAGAAUGUAUGUAAUAGCUGAAUGAUAUUUCAUUCUCAUAGUGUGGAUGUGAGAUGCAUAUUUGGUAUAAACAACAUCCUGAUAAAACAAGGUUGUAUUUUUUUGCUACUUCAGUGAAACGGCACGCAUUUUAAAUUGUUGCUGGUCUUCAGAGAACGUCACUUGU